AUGGCAACAAAUCUGUGGCUCGCGGGUGCGCUGCUCGCCAGCGUCGUCUCUAUUGUCUCGUUCGUAGUGACCAAGCUCCGUGCUCCAGGCUUUCACGUCGAAGGUAAGCACGUGUUCAUUACUGGUGGAAGCUCUGGCUUGGGACUAGCGCUGGCCAAGAAGUAUGCACGACAGGGGGCCAAGGUAUCUAUCGUAGCGCGUGGCCUAGAAGCGCUGGAGCAAUCCAAGACCGACAUCGAGCGUGUGUGCAAGCACGCGGACGCCAGAGUGUUUAUCCAGUCGUGCGACGUCGCCGACUUUGCCAGUGUUCUGAAGGCAGUGGAUGCUGCCAACAAGUUUCACGGCCGUGCGACUGACCACGUCGUGUGCUCGGCAGGUUACGCUGUUCCUGGUUACAUCGUGGACCAGGACGUGAGUCUGCAUCGAAAGAUAAUGGACGUUAACUAUUUUGGUGCGCUGCAUGUCAUCAAGGCGGCUUUGCCAGCUAUGAUGCAGUGCUCGGAAAACGAAGGAAAUGCCGGGCACAUUGUCCUCAUUAGUUCUGGACUUGGACUCAUUUCUUGGGUUGGCUACUCGCAGUAUUCUGCUUCCAAGUACGCACUACGUGGACUGGCCGAGUCGUUGCGGAACGAGCUCAAGCUAUACGGAAUCCGCGUGAGUAUUUUCUAUCCUGGCAAUAUUGACUCGCCUGGGUACGUGGUGGAAAAUCUUACCAAGCCAGCUGAGACCAAAGAAAUCGAAGGUGUGAGUGCACUUGUUCCGCCGGAAGACGUGGCACAGUCCCUGAUCGACGGAAUGAGCGACGGCCACUUCAGCAUCACGAACGAUAUCAUGAUCUUCUUCCUGCGUAUUCUCGGUAACGGUGUUGCGCCGCGGUACAACACGAUGCUGGAGACUGUGAUGCUGCCGCUGCUUAUUCCCAUCCAGGUCGGUUUCGGUGUUUUCAUGGACUUCACCGUUUGGAGAACCAAGAGUGCCCGCGAGUGUAAGCCCAAGCUCGAAUAA
Hyaloperonospora brassicae is the source of this 1005-nucleotide messenger RNA. NCBI's taxonomy places the organism in Eukaryota, Oomycota, Peronosporomycetes, Peronosporales, Peronosporaceae. The record is from the annotation of a GenBank genome assembly.